Molecule: messenger RNA, 1235 nt
Organism: Pocillopora damicornis (cauliflower coral)
Lineage: Eukaryota; Metazoa; Cnidaria; Anthozoa; Scleractinia; Pocilloporidae
Product: peroxiredoxin-6
Biological process (GO): cellular oxidant detoxification; cell redox homeostasis
Cellular component (GO): cytosol; mitochondrion
Molecular function (GO): peroxiredoxin activity
Source: RefSeq, a predicted model, not a curated record
UUGAUCCAGUACGAAAUUCUCAAAAAUAAUAUCAUACGAAUUUUAUGGCAGACAGUAAGAGAAUUAUAGUGGUGGACACUGCCACUCGCUAGGUGUGGCUGUUUAAAGAAAGGCUUCGUACAGAAAUUUAAAUAAAAAUAAAACAAGGGGCCGACUAAAACAGACUUAAGCGUGGAAAUCAACUAAUCAAAUCGUAGAAACAACUCACUAAACAACUUAAUAGAGAGAUAUUUGCGUAGAUAAAUCAAUAGAAGGUCAAUAAAACUGACAAUCGGAUGUUGAACUGUCAGUUCGUUACUAUCAAAAAAUUGGACACUGUCCAGCUCAGGGUUGGCAUUGCGUGUUUGGCGCUUAGCCGAAUCAUGUCAUUUUACGUGUCGGUAUUUGGGCUACUGACCUAAAAUAGACCCAAUUUACAAUGCCCUCUUUAGGAACAUUUUGAUAGUUGCAUUUCCUGACACAAGGACACAGGCAGUUCUCUUUAUUGAGUCGGGACAAGCGCAGCUAAACUGACGACCAAAAUGGUGAACCUUGGGGAGAUUUUUCCUGAUUUCCAUGUCCGCACCAGUGAAGGCGAGCUUGAUUUCCACAAAUUUAUCGAAGGAUCAUGGGCCAUUUUAUUCGCUCACCCCGCCGACUACACACCCGUGUGUACCACUGAGUUGGGCUGCUUGGUUGGAAUGAUCCCAGAAUUCACCAAGCGCGGUGUAAAGCUCAUUGCUUUGUCAUGUGAUGAUGUUGACACACACAAAGGAUGGAUGGAAGAUAUCAAGGCCUUCAUCAAGACAGACCUAAUGGACUUCCCUUAUCCGAUUAUUGCCGACCAAGGGCGUGAACUGGCUGUGAAACUGGGAAUGGUCGAUCCUGACGAAAAGGAUGCUCAAGGAAUGCCACUUACUUGCCGUGCGGUGUUCGUUAUCGGACCAGACAAGAAGCUUAAGUUGUCAUUCCUGUAUCCCGCCUCGUGUGGACGGAACUUGCAUGAACUAUUACGUGUGAUAGACUCAUUGCAGUUGACUGCCACAAAACAAGUGGCCACUCCUGCAGACUGGGAGCCUGGCAAAGACUGUAUGGUUCUUCCCACGGUGAAAGAUGAAGAUCUUGAGAAACUAUUUCCAAAGGGCGUCAAAGUCAGAGAAAUGCCCUCAGGUAAAGGGUACAUGCGGUACACUCCUCAUGAACAAACAGAGUAGAACUGAAUGUGAAUUAAAGCUUGUCAGUUGUAACCAAACAAA